Molecule: messenger RNA, 1149 nt
Organism: Colletotrichum lupini
Lineage: Eukaryota; Fungi; Ascomycota; Sordariomycetes; Glomerellales; Glomerellaceae
Product: Rieske domain-containing protein
Exons: 5
Coding region: 1-1149 (382 amino acids)
Cellular component (GO): intracellular anatomical structure
Molecular function (GO): oxidoreductase activity, acting on NAD(P)H, oxygen as acceptor; 2 iron, 2 sulfur cluster binding
Source: RefSeq, a predicted model, not a curated record
AUGUCACGGGAACACCGCUACUUUCGCGAUCCCGAUAAGCACCGAUCAGAAUCCGUCGAAUCCAUGCUAAGAGUCUUACUUCCGAAUCGAGGAGGGAUGAAUGCCUUCGGAGGGCGAUCGCGGUCCUCAGCAGGAUGGUUCUUCGCCGGCCUCGACUCGUCAUUCCCCGAUCUUGGGAUCGAUGAAGGCAACCUAUCAGAUCUCCGUUUUUGUGGUACGGAUCUGAAAUCUGGUUGCAAGGUGUUCCAAGUGCGGAAGUCAGAUCAUUCGCGCAGUACAGAGGUACUCUUGGCCCCUGAUGUUCUCAACUACGCUGAGCUUGAGGGUGAUCUGAAAGAUCAAGUACUUGUUUUCAAGUUCAAGGGCAAAUUUCACGCCGUCGACCAUAAAUGCCCACAUUCUUCGUAUCCGCUUUCACAUGGGACACCGUUCGACAUUGAAGAUUUCGGGAUCGUCUUGAGCGCAGGUUUGACAUGUCCCAAGCAUGGCUGGUCGUUUGAUCUGCAUUCUGGAAUGGCAGACCGCGCGCGAUAUAAGCUGGGUAUCUGGGAGGUUCAGUUGCGUGACACCGCAUCAAUAGGUGCAAUACCGAUAGGAGAGGAUGUUCCAGGGCGAGGCGCCAACCUUCUAGCAGACCUUCGCUCGGUCUAUGAUUUCCCUGAAUACAUUGAUACAAACCCUGUUGCGUGGUUGAAAUCGAGCUUGACCAGCGAUCAUCAGUCCUAUUUCUCCGUGGGUGACGAUGUCAUCGAGCGUCACAGAAACCAAGCCAUCAUCACUGGCGGCGGAGGUUCUAUGGGCCUAGAAGUUGCUCGCUCUGUACUGGAGAGUGGCGGCGAUGUUAUAUGCAUUGACCGACAAGAUAACCCUCUAGAAGAGCCUUGGAAUCGUGUGCUGAACGUAUCCAAGAGCCAUGGAACACAAGCAUGGUACUAUAGGUGCGAUAUCACGGACGCAGAAAACGUUAAGUUCGUCUUCGAGGAGGCCAUGAAGAAGUCACGGUUCCCCUUUAGAGGCUUGGUCACCUGUGCUGGUAUUUCAGGUGACGCGCCAUCUAUCGACUUUCCGAUCAGCACGGCUAGAAGUAUCAUUGAUAUCAACGUCAUCGGCAGGCUCAUCUGCGUACAAGCCGCAGCCCAGGAAAUUUAG